AUGGCUUCUUCGUUGAGGCCGAUUCUCAUCGGUAUUUUUUUAUGUUUCUCAAUUCUUACUUUAAUCGAAGCUCGAACGGCUCAAAAUGAUGGCGACGAAUCAGAUGAUCGAGUCAAAAGACAGUUCAAUAGAUAUCCUCAAGCUCCAUCAAGACCAAGUCGAUCGGGAUAUGAUAGUGACACAUUUGUUCAAGGUUCAGAAUGUAAAGGUUGUGGACCACGACGUGAUUGUCAAUGUCCUGGAAAAGGUGCUAUGGGUCUAUCUGGUCCAUCCGGCUUUCCUGGUAUUCCAGGCGAUCGUGGUUUGAAAGGUCCUGUUGGAUCUGCCGGUAAUACCGGUAUUUACGGUGAAAAAGGAGAUCGUGGUUUAUAUGGCAGUAAAGGCGAACGAGGUGAUGAUGGUUUACUGCCUAUUGACGGCCAAAAUGGUUUUCCUGGACAACCUGGUGCUAUGGGUCCCCGUGGUAUUUCUGGUGUACCAGGAUGUAAUGGUAGCAAGGGUGAAUACGGCGGCGAUGGACAUCCUGGUCUAGAUGGUAUUGCCGGUUCUCCCGGGUUACCUGGUCGUGAAGGUGAUCGAGGUGAACCAGGUGAUACAACAGGCCUUAAUGGUGUUAUUCUUGGACCACGUGGUGAUCCUGGUUUACCCGGACAACGUGGUGUUGUUGGUUGGCCUGGUCCUCCCGGUGCUCCAGGCAAUCCAGGUUCAGUUGGAAAUCCCGGACAAGAUGGUAUGCCUGGAUUACGAGGCGAUCCUGGAUUUCCCGGUGAACCCGGUCAACCAAGUUAUGGUCUCAAAGGUGGUCGCGGUGAACCUGGUGAUAAUGCUCCCACACCGGCCUUUGUACCACCAUUUGGUCGUUUAACAGGUCCAACAAAUGUACAAGGACCACUAGGUCCCCGAGGUGCAGAUGGUGAUCGUGGUUACAAAGGAGAUCGUGGUCAACAAGGUUAUUUGGGUAUCAAUGGUUUACAAGGACCAAAAGGAGAAAGAGGUGAACAUGGUGCACCUGGUUCACAAGGAAAAUUUGGUAAAGAAGGUCCACAAGGCGCAUUUGGUAUCAAAGGAGCGCAAGGACCACCCGGUCCAGCUGGUUUCGAUGGUCUUCCCGGUGAACCUGGCCGAAAUGGAUAUGCAGGUCCAAAAGGCCAACGUGGUGACAUUGGUGAAGCUGGCCCAAAUACGUAUGGUACUAGACGAUCGCGUUCACGUCCUGGACCGCAAGGUUACCCGGGAAUGACUGGUGAUUCUGGACCAAAUGGGUUUGCCGGUGUUCCUGGUUUACCUGGUCGAGAAGGUAUGAAAGGUGAGAGAGGUGAUUAUGGUUCACCUGGUCGACCUGGUCCUAUGGGUGAAACAGCCGAUGCAGAAAAGGGUGACCGUGGUGUUGAUGGUCGUCCUGGUCCUCCCGGUUUACCAGGGUCUGCUGGUACACCCGGUGAUAAAGGUGGUAUUGGUGAUAAAGGAUUCGCUGGUGAAGAUACUUAUGGACCACGUGGUACUAACGGUCUUCCGGGUCGUAGUGGAUAUCCCGGUUUGUCUGGACCCCCAGGUGAUAUCGGUGAAGAAGGUCCACCAGGUCCUCCUGCUGAACCAGGUUUUCAAGGCUUUCAAGGAUAUGGCCCACCAGGUUUACAAGGAUACCCUGGUCGCUCAGGUCAACCUGGUACACCUGGUUUUCCUGGUGUUCAUGGAUCUAAAGGUGAUGAAGGUGAUGCGGGCGGUUGUGGAUUUUGUCCACCUGCAGUCCCUGGUCUUCAAGGUGAUCGUGGUAGCCAAGGCUAUCGUGGACGACCAGGUCAACAUGGUGCACCCGGUUUUCGAGGCGAAAAGGGUGAUGCCGGAUCAGCUGGACAACCUGGACCUACUGGUUUACCUGGACCGGAUGGACUUCCGGGCCGAAAUGGUUAUCCAGGCAGUUCAGGGCAUAAAGGUGAACCGGGUGAAUUGAUUGGUGCUGAUGGUAUCAAAGGCCGUCGAGGAAGCCCUGGGGAUCCUGGCGUUAAAGGUUAUUACGGUGACGUUGGUGAAAGUGGUAUUAAUGGACGUGAUGGUUAUGAUGGUGCUCCUGGUAGCCCUGGUCCACGGGGUGCUUGGGGUGAAAUUGGUCGAUCUGGAGGUGUUGGAUCACCCGGAGCAAAAGGUCCACAAGGUCAACCUGGUCCACCAGGACAAUUAUUUGCCAGUGGUCAACGCGGUGAAGAGGGUGAACGUGGUACUCCAGGUAAAACUGGUCGACCUGGUAUUCCUGGUUCACCUGGUGAUGAUGCACCAAUAUUAUAUAAUGCACCUGGUGCACGUGGUAUGAAAGGUUAUCCUGGAGAUGCUGGAUUUUCUGGUAUGCCUGGUGCCCCUGGUUUACCUGGCCGAGAUGGUGCACCUGGUUUGAGUGGUAGUCCCGGUCAAAAGGGUGACAGUGGCCGACCUGGUCUUCCUGGAUUAGCAGGCGAAAAUGGUGUUAAAGGUUAUCCUGGUCUUGAUGGGCGAUCUGGACUUGAUGGACGACCUGGUGCUCCAGGAAUAAAUGGCGCAUCUGGUUUACCUGGCUUGUCUGGUGCUAAAGGUCAGCGUGGUGAACCUGGUGUUGCAACAACAUCUGGAGCACGUGGUAAUCCUGGUCCAAAGGGUGUUACUGGUGAACGUGGUAAUCCGGGUUUCUCAGGACCGCGUGGCGUACCCGGUCUUCGAGGUGUACCAGGCAAUCCAGGUGUCAAUGGUCUUCCUGGACAAUCUGGUCUACAAGGAUUGAAGGGAGAACGAGGCGGUACAUCACUAGGCCUGUGGGGUGAUGUUGGUUUGCCCGGUGCUCGUGGUCGAGCGGGAGCUCCCGGUAGAGCUGGAGCUGCUGGUGCCCCUGGUCCAAAUGGUCUUCGCGGUUCCCCUGGUGAUUCAGGCUUUGCUGGCCAAGAUGGAACACCAGGCUUUUCCGGCAAGCCAGGUGACCGUGGUGAUGACGGAAGUGCUGGAUAUCCAGGAUUAUCUGGAAUGAAAGGUCGCCCUGGUAUUCCUGGUGAACGUGGAUUACCUGGUGGUCCUGGCCUCAAUGGGCUUCCAGGUUUACCAGGUGCUAAAGGGUUUCAAGGUGAUGUCGGAGAACCAGGUGUCGGUGGUGGUCAAAGUGAACCAGGUCGAAAAGGAGAAAUGGGAGAGGCCGGUCUAUCAGGUCUACCAGGCUCUAAAGGUGCUCCAGGCGAUUCUGGUGGUCUUCAAGGCCCACCUGGUGAAUCUGGAUCACCUGGAUUCGCCGGUGCUCCUGGCCUACCCGGUCGUGAUGGACGUCCUGGCUUACCAGGUUCGAAAGGUGAAAUGGGUGGUUGGUACAAAGGCGUUGCUGGUCAAAGAGGUGAACGCGGUUUACCUGGUCUUCCCGGUCUUCCCGGUGCUGCAGGUCUUCGAGGAAUCCCUGGCGCACCAGGUCUCAAUGGACCACGAGGACAACCAGGUCAAGUUGGAUUUCCAGGCAUGCACGGUCCAAUCGGGAACCCUGGAUUACCUGGAUUCAAAGGAAAAUCAGGAGACAGUGGUCUUCCGGGAAUGGCUGGACAACCUGGUGAUCGUGGUUUACCUGGUCGUGCUGGUUCACCCGGUCUUCCUGGUUUUAAAGGGCCGGUUGGUGAACGUGGUCGAGAUGGAAUUGCUACAGCAAUGGGACCCAAAGGAGAACCAGGUGAUGCUGGUGGACCAGGUAUGCCAGGCCUUGCUGGUUUGGCUGGUGAUGUUGGCCUUCCGGGUGCACCAGGUCUUCCAGGCUCACAAGGGCAACCAGGUCGCGAUGGAUAUCCUGGUUUACGAGGAGAAAAAGGUUUAGUUGGUAUAGAUGGCAAAAUAGGACGGCCUGGUCAACCUGGAUUUCAAGGGCCUAAAGGCAAUUCUGGAUUGCCUGGACGUCCAGGUCUGAAAGGUGUACCGGGUGAAAGUGGUGGUCGUUCAUUACCUGGUCCUCGUGGUGAUCCUGGUCGAGAUGGUCUUCCCGGUCGUCCAGGCCUUAGAGGAACACCUGGUGAUGCUGGUCAAGCUGGCCCCCCAGGUCGUAAUGGCGUAGGAUCAGUUGGUCAGCGAGGUCAACAAGGAGAUCGUGGCCAAGAUGGUUUACCUGGCCGACCAGGUUCAAAUGGAUAUCCUGGACGAGAUGGUAAACCAGGUUUAGCUGGUCCACCAGGUCUACCGGGUCUUGUCGGUGCUAAUGGUCUUUCUGGUGCUCAAGGUAUUCCAGGGGCAAAAGGAUUACCGGGUCAACCAGGACCACCAGGAAAUUCAGGCCUACCAGGUAGACGAGGUGAAUCAGGCACACCAGGAGCUCUUGGAAUUCCAGGUCGCAAAGGAGAAAACGGUGAUGCUGGUUCACCAGGUUUGAGUGGACGUCCAGGUUUACCAGGUCCAAAAGGAGAGACAGUCCUUGCAGAAAUUCGAGCACAGUCAGGCAGUAAAGGUGCACGUGGUGAUCAAGGAUUAUCUGGGGCUCCUGGAUUGCCUGGCCAAUCUGGUCUUCCUGGAUCGAAAGGCUUUCCUGGUCAAGUUGGUCUUCCUGGUCGUCCAGGUACUCCAGGUUCUUCAGGUGCCCGUGGUCCAGUUGGUGACCUUGGUUUACCUGGAGCUGCUGGUCUACAUGGUCAACCAGGUCCACAAGGUAGUGCUGGACCUCAAGGUUUUCCAGGUGAUACAGGUGAUGGCUCAUUCGUAUUUGUACGACACAGUCAAGAUACUACAACACCACAAUGUCCACAGCGAACAGCUAAAUUACAAGAUAGUGGUUAUUCAUUUAUGGGUAUUCAAGGUGAUACAUAUGCAGCCCAUCAAGAUCUUGGUUCUUCUGGAAGUUGUUUACGUCGUUUUAGUGCAAUGCCAUUUUUAUUUUGUGAUAUUGGUAAUUCGUGUCAUUAUGCUUCACGUAAUGAUUAUUCAUAUUGGUUAUCAACAAAUGAACCGAUGUCAGCAAGUAUGGCACCAUUUGAAACACGUGACAUACCAAGUCAUUUGAGUCGUUGUGUUAUUUGUGAGUCACCAACACCCGUCUUUGCUAUUCAUAGUCAAUCACAACGUGUACCAGCAUGUCCCGAUGGAUAUGAUCUUUUAUGGACUGGUUAUAGUUUUGUAUUUACAUCGGCUGAUGGUGGCCGUGGUGAUCAACAAAGUCUACAAUCACCUGGUUCAUGUCUUGAAAAAUAUCACGAUAGGCCAUAUUUUCAUUGCAAAGAUCAUUCACAUUGCAAUUAUUAUCCAAACAUGAUGACAUUUUAUUUGGCUACAUUAGAUGAUUAUACUGGAUUUGAAAAACCGACAGUACGUACAUUAAAAGCAGGCACACAACGACAAUAUAUCAGUCGAUGUGCAGUCUGUCAUGCAAAUUUAUAUAAACAAACAGCCAAUGGACCAUCGGCAUUUUUUGCACAAGUGAAGAAACUUUAA
Messenger RNA from Rotaria socialis, 5406 nucleotides. The record is from the annotation of a GenBank genome assembly. NCBI's taxonomy places the organism in Eukaryota, Metazoa, Rotifera, Eurotatoria, Philodinida, Philodinidae.